AUGAUGAACACAGAGGAAGGCAAAUUGGUGGUCAUGGGCCGAGCAGAGAUUGACACCAGAGCACCUUUCAAAUCAGUCAAAGAAGCAGUCUUGUUGUUUGGGGAAAGAGUUUUGGUUGGAGAAAUAUAUGCCAACAAGCUCAAAGAGAUUGGAGCUGCAGGGCAUGCUGCUUCUGCUCAAUCAACAAUUGGGGUCUUGGAAGCUGAGCUUGAAGAAACAAAGCGAAAUCUUCAGAAAGUCAGAGAAGAAAACAAGAUAAUGGCAUACUGCAUAAAGUCACUAAGAGAUGAUCUUGACCGUGCAAAGAAAGAGCUGCACAAGUACUUGAAGGCAAGAGAGUUUGAUCAGAAGGACCCAGUUGAUCCUGAGAUUGAAGAAGAAGACCUUAAAUUCAUUGAGGAUGGCGCCGCGAAGUUUGAAACCAAGACCAUGUUGAGCCAAGACGCAGAGGAAUUGGUGCAGAAGAAAAGAUAUGUGAAAUUUGCAAGUCCUCCUACACUGGCCCAAGUCAUUGUUAGCAAAGAAGACUUGGGGGAGAGAGUUGGAAACCCUUCUGUCAAGAAAAACAAGAAGAAGCCAUUGGUGCCUCUGGUUGGGUGGUUUUUUGCCAAAAACAAGGCAAUUCAAGAAGGGGGUGGGGGGUCUCCAAGAGCCUGA
This is a messenger RNA of Prunus armeniaca (apricot), 657 nucleotides long. The record is from the annotation of a GenBank genome assembly. Lineage: Eukaryota; Viridiplantae; Streptophyta; Magnoliopsida; Rosales; Rosaceae.